AGCAUCCUUUAAAUCGACUGUCAAGAUUACCUAGGUAGGCGUGAUUUACGAUUAUUACCCAAUGGAAUAGUCAUUAUUGUCCCCGAGAGCCAAUCGAAAUUUGACAUAAAGCCGUUUAAAAAUGUUUCAGGAAGUAUCGGCAGCUAACAGGAAGUUAUAAACAAUCAACACAACAGUGAAACUAGCUGGUUACUACUACAACAAUUGACUGAAUCUGUGAAUGCAACGACGUAACUGAACAAAGAUUCAGGAAAUUGUUUCAUAUGAGAAGAGCACGUCGAAGAUAAGUUGAAAUGGCAACAGACCAUUAGCUAUUUUGAACAUCGGAUGCUGUGUUAUUGUGGUCACUUGUUACUUUAAGGAACGUAGCUAACGAUAGCUAUCUUGCGGCUCUGUGUUGACAAGUAGUUAACGUAGCUAGCUUGAUAUCAACAAGAGUCGGUAGCUAUCUAGUUAGCUAAUUAUUGACACCUCCAAUAUAGACGUGGAAACGUUAACGGUAGCUAUAUGACAACGUUACGCCAUCUGAUUUGUGGCGUAUGUUUUAUAACCAACCUGCUGCUAGCGACGUCCAGGUAGUUGUUGCUAGCUAAGUUACCUACUAAGUUAUCCAGUAACAAUAGUGUUUAGCUAGCUAACUUAGGUAACAGUUAGCGAUACAUUUUUAAUUUUGAUAACGUUCGCUUCAGAGGAGCUACCAUUGCUACAUUGAUCGAUCUGUUUUGACACAUUUCCUCUGGACACUGGGGUUCUGGGGCUAGCAGAACAGUAUUUGAAGAGCAUGUCUACCUCCAACUUCAAAAACAAAUGUGUCACUCAAGUGAAUUGUAUAUACUGUGAGAGUCUACUCUGCACAAGAGGAAUGAAGGCAGUACUUCUUGCAGACACCGAAAUUGAGCUGUUUUCUACGGACAUACCUCCCAACAGGACUGUUGACUUUGUAGCCAGCUGCUACUCUACAGAAAGCUGCAGAUGCAAACUGAGAGAUAUCGCCUGCCUGAAAUGUGGUAAUGUUGUGGGGUAUCACGUGGUCGCUCCCUGUAAGCCCUGCUUGCUGUCCUGUAACAAUGGCCAUUUCUGGAUGUUUAACAGUGAUGCUGUGUCCACCCUCAACCGACUGGAUGCUACAGGUUUAAACUUGUUGCUGUGGGGGGACCUUCCCGAGCUAGAGGACAGCGAGAACGAGGAAUCAGAAAGCCCAUCAGAGGAGGAGUGUAUCAGGUAGAGAGUGAUGAGAGAUGGAGGAGCAAGAUGUUACCCUGUGACCUACCAGAACCCCCAGGAACAGACAGAGAAGAAGCAGUGAGCGGAAGAGGAGAGGGGGGCUUACCCUGUGACCACAUCCCCCUUCCCAACAUCUGCCCGUUAGAAACACACUCUCCUCUCACGGUCCGAUCUUUCUCCCUUUCACUCUCUCUCUCUCUUUGGGUGAAACCAAUGGUAGAACUGCCCUCUCUCCUCAAACUCACAACUGAAACCCCACUCAAACAAACUCAUCUUUCUGAUUCACCGACGGACAGCCGGAUGGAUGGAUGGUCUUACCAUUUCACAUGGCUAUUUUAUACCCUUUGGGUUGCCUAUUGCCAUUGGACACUGGAUUAAACAUUGUAUGCUGUGUUUUAGAUGUUUGACAGUCCUGUGUUGCUCCUUGAACAAUCACGAUGAUGUUGUGUUUAAGUUUCAGAAUCUGACAUUGUUUACAUUGAGUAUUUGCCAGUUUAUCUUGUCACUCUUUCACGAGGAGGGCCAGUGUGAUCAACAGAUGGUACUAGAACAUACAGUAUAGAUACGAGUUUGGUUCUGGGGUGACUCUCUGGUGGGACUGAAGAUGCUCUAGGAAAAUAGAUUAGGCCUAAUUACGCGCAUGUCAUCUGAACUUGGCGAAGGAGCCGGGCAGAAAAUACAUGAUCGUGAAAAGGAAAGCUGAUGUCCACUCACUACAUUGUUGACAUAGUAACAAUAUUGCAGCAAAAACAGUGAGAAAGUUGCUAUCCAAACCCUGUAUGAUUGAAAACUUGAACGGUUGUGUGCUUGUCAGAGCACUGUGAGUAUACUGUAUAAUUGAGUAUGGAUCACUUAUAUAAAGGAGUGCCUGUGUAGAGCAGAACUUUCUAUUGCUGCGACCUUCUCAACUUGUAUUCUAAUGGCCUUGGAUCUGAUUUUUAUUCUGUGGAGAGCUGUGGGCUGACUGUCAUUGCAGGAGGUCAUGUUCACCCUCUCACUGGAACUAAAAUGUGUUCGCUAGCAUUAUUUUGAUGCAUCGGUGCCCAGCAAGUACUGUCGCAAUGAGGGACAUCUUACAUUAGCGUUAAUAUACCUCCCAGUUCAAGCAGACAAGCUAUGCCUGUGUUAAAAAGAUAUGUUGAAGCUUACAUGGGAUAUUAUUUGGGGUUCAUAACGAGCAUUACGAAAGGAUUUGUAAGUCGCUCUGGAUAAGAGCGUCUGCUAAAUGACUUAAAUGUAAAUGUAAUGUAUACCUACACACCAAAUACCUGAAAUGGCAGUCACCAAUUUGAAAUGGCAGUCACCAAGGCCCAGCGCAGUCAAAAAUGUGAAUUUUUUUUUGUUUGUUUCCACACUGAGGAUGGAAUAAUACUGUGAAAUUGUGAAUAUGAUGAUAAUGCCUUUUUAGUGUAAAAGCUGUUUGAAAAGACCACCUGAAAUUGCAGCCUGUUUUGGUGGGAUGGAGUUUUGACGUGCCUGGUAUCACCACCAGGCAGUAAAUUGGUUAAUGGACCAAUAAGAAAGAGUUCCAAACCUCUCGGCCAAUAACAACUAGUUUUCCGUUUCCCCUCCCCACUCAGACCAAUUUCUUGCUUGAGAAAUUGCUCUUUGCUAAGAAGCUAUUUUUGUUUAUUUUUGACAAUGUUUAAUUCAAAACUAUCACAUCAAGGUACUUGAUUGUUACCCAGAAGUGAGUUCAUAUUGAGGUGAAAGCAGUUGCAUUGGACCUUUUUAAAUGAUGUUCUAAGCUCUGGUUUAGUGGAUCACAUCUUGUGACACGAUUAACAAAAUGAUUAGCCAUUUAUCUAAAUCCCACAGACAAUCUCUUUCCACUUAAAUGUUCCUUUUUGUUUAAUUUUCAUUCACAAAAGCAAUGUUUUGUAGUGUACUAUAGUUUUUAUUUUUCUCUGUUUAUUUCACAUUUCACUUGCAUUUGAGUGUUACGUUUGGAGGAUGGUUUUUGUUUUGAGGUUUUACCUUAGUGACGGUAUCACCUAAGAGCUUCCUAUAGCAUAGGACAAUAGGGAGAUAAUCAAUGACCAUCAAAACAGUGACCAAUUUAAAAUAAAAAGAAGAAAUCUCCCUUGAAUAUGAUUAACUUAAGUAGCGUGCUUUUUAUUUAUUAAUUUUAAUGUAUGUAUUUAUUAACAGGCAUUUGCUGUGUUUAUACUGAUGUGACUUGCCCUGCUGAAAAAAUAUGUAUAUUCUGAAAUUGCACUGAAACUGCAUUGGUAGUUUGAAACAUUUGUUAUUUUUAAUGCUUAUUGUAUUGAUAAUACACCUUUUUCCAAAAUA
Messenger RNA from Oncorhynchus nerka (sockeye salmon), 3519 nucleotides. Its product is annotated as protein FAM72A-like. Gene Ontology annotation, cellular component: cytosol. NCBI's taxonomy places the organism in Eukaryota, Metazoa, Chordata, Actinopteri, Salmoniformes, Salmonidae. Bases 782 to 1225 code for a protein of 147 amino acids. The transcript is spliced from 4 exons. The record is from RefSeq and is a predicted model, not a curated record.